CAGAGGAAAAGACUCUGCUAAGUUGUUUCUAGGACAAUGAUGACACUUCUCACAAGCGUCAUAACAACUUCCUUUGUGAUUAUCUACUGGCAAGUACGUGACACGUUAUCUUCAGUCACGGAAUGCCAAGGGGCAACCUACUCCAUUCAAAAUCGCAUCUUGGAAGGUCACGCAUUCACCACUAAGCCAUCUGCAACCAUCGAAGUUUGCGUGAUUUUAUGUAGGGAGCAUCCUGACUGCGAAAGUAUAAACUACUUUCGAAAGACAAAGACUUGUGAGUUGAAUAACAUGAGCCUGAUGUCAUCCCCAGAACACAUGGUGGCUUUUGAAUCAGCUAUGUACAUGACCAACGCUUUUCAAGUCCCGUGUUACUACGACAAUGAAUGUGAACGGCAAGAAGAGGUCUGCCUGCUUGUAGUGGGCGGGAGCAAAUGUGAAGCAUGUAUGGAGGCCCUUGGUAUGGAAGACAAAAGAAUUCCAGAUUCAGCUAUAAGUGCUUCAUCGUUUUAUAGCGAGGGUACACAUUCCAAUCUGGUUCGUCUCAACUCACCUUCUGCAUGGGUUGCAGUCAACAAUGACCCACAGCCCUGGGUUCAAGUUGACCUCGGAAAGGACGCAAUGAUCAAGAAAAUCGCUACCCAGGGGAGACGCGGUGCCCAUCAGUGGGUAAAGACUUACAUGCUUUCAUCACGUGUCAAUGGAGAGAAUGAUUGGUUGAUGUAUAAGGAAAACGAAGACGUGAAGGUAUUUCAAGGUAACAAUGAUCAGGAAACGGUGGUAUCCCAUGUGUUGCUACAGCACAUCAGGGCUCGUUUCGUCAGGUUCUGGCCCAAGACUUAUAAAUACAAAGCCAUGAGGGUAGAGCUGUACGGCUGUUUCCCUCAGUAACUUCUCCGGCUCAAAUACUGUUAGAAGGGCAAGUAACUUUCAAACGACCAGGAAAUUAAUUCAAGCAACAAGUAGUUAGAUCAGUAGUACACAAUGAAUCUGAGCAGUGAAAGCUGUGUCAAAAGACAAUACCAUAAUAAAUGCCACUGCUAUUAAAACACUUUAAAAUCUGCACAAAUGGACACCUAGUUUAUGGAAAAAUUUUGAGUUUGAUAACCGUUUAUAGAAACAUUAUUCAUGCUUUAUUGGUGGAAUUAUGCACGUGCGGAUUUUCAUGAAUAUGUUUUGAAAUAAUUAGCGGUAGUAAUACAAUAUACCCCUGUUUGAGGCAAGAAUAAAGCAUACAAGCUGAGACCACAAAUUCUUGUGUGAGGACAUGUGCAUUAUAAGUUAUCAUCAUGACACAUAGUUUGGUGAUUUUAUUUCUCGCCUUGUGCUAUUAUGACGAGUGACCUAGGUAAUCAAGAACAGCAUAUUUCUCUAAAAUGACAGUGCGUAAUUAAAACUCUGUAUAUGCAAGUGCAUGUUUCACGAUAUCUUAAAUAUAACAUCGAGAAGAAAACGUA
Molecule: messenger RNA, 1454 nt
Organism: Pocillopora damicornis (cauliflower coral)
Lineage: Eukaryota; Metazoa; Cnidaria; Anthozoa; Scleractinia; Pocilloporidae
Product: lactadherin-like
Source: RefSeq, a predicted model, not a curated record